UUUAAAAUAUCAAUUAAAAAGUCACUAAAUAUUUUUAAAAGAAAGAAAGGAACAGGAGGACUCAGCCUUCGGGGAAAUGGGUUCCCAUGGCCAGGUGAGAGUUGAUACAGGUGAUUCUGCACCGUCCUAACAAAGCCAAGCGAGCCUCUGCCAUUAAGACCAGCGUCUUAUUUACUGGACUAAAUUGAGCGAGGUCCAGUCUGUAGUUUGAGUAAUAAAUUUCAUCUCUAGGUAUAUAGUGUUUUUAAUGUUUGUUUAUUUACUUGAGAGGCAGAGAGAUCUUCCAUCCACUAGUUCACUCCCCAAAUGGCUGCAACGGCCGGAGCUGGGCCAAUCGGAAGCCAGGAGCCAGGAGCUUCUUCCGGGUCUCCCGCGCAGGUGCAGGGGCCCAGAGAUCGGUGUGGGCGUCAGUGGUUUCGGCAUCUUCUUCAUCCUCUUCGGCAUCCUGCUGUACUUCGACUCCGUGCUCCUGGCCUUCGGAAAUCUGCUGUUCCUGACCGGCCUCUCCUUCAUCAUCGGCCUGAGGAAGACGGCCACCUUCUUCUUCCAGAGGCACAAGCUCAAGGGCAGCAGCCUCUUCCUGGGGGGCGUGGUCCUCGUGCUGCUGCGCUGGCCCCUCCUGGGCAUGCUGCUGGAGGCCUACGGCUUCUUCAGCCUCUUCAGGGGCUUUUUCCCUGUGGCCUUCAGCUUCCUGGGAAGCGCCUUCAACAUCCCCUUCCUGAGUGUGCUGUUCCAGAGGCUUCAAGGCACCGGCUCGAUGGUCUGAACCAUGGAGAUGAGCUCCUUGAACUUGGAUCACUGGCUGAGGGAGCUGGGAGGGUUACAGGAGGCCACCCCCCACCCCCCACCCCCGGCCAACACUGACUCAGACUGCCCCAAGUCCGGAAGGAAGGACGGAGCUGAGCAACAGUUCUCAAAGUCAGCUCAGGGUAGCUCAGGAGGCUGCAGGGACUCUGGGCACAGACAUCUGGACCCAGGGACAUUCGCCUGGGGCGCACGUCACAGCCCCGCCCUGUGUUCGUGGGAGGAAACACGAAGAUUAAAUCUCCAAGCGGUGAGUGUGUCUGGGACUCGGAGUCAGCGUCUCCUGCUCACCCCCACACACACCUGCGGCAUGUGAGGGUCAGCCCUGCCCUCCUAGGCUAUAACCUCCGCCCUGCUUAGUGCCCCUGCGGGCAGCAGUCAUUGCACAAGUGCUGGGCACGUCCUGGCGGCACGUGCCUCUGCGCCGUUACCUGCUUGUCCUGGACAACGCACCCGGCACGCAGAGCCUCCCGAACCGGGCGGGGAACACAGCUCCUACCUCCUGAGAGCUCCAGUCCCAAAGAGGAAGCAGCCCUCUCCCGGGCCACAGGAACAGACCCCUGGGGGGCUGAGGUCACGGCCAAGGAAGCCUGUCCCACCCUGCCACAGGAGGAGGAGCGCAGGAGUUUCGGGUGUGCCGCCACCCCGAAGCCGCUACUCUGUCCCCAGCACCUCCCCGAGAGGUCCACUGCCUAGGGCCACUGUUCAGUUUGCAUUCAAAGGCCAGCGGCUCCCAGAACAGCCUUGGACUCCUGUAUCCCAUAUCCCCAAGCCUGGGGUCGAGGGCCAGCGCUACCUCCAAUUCUAGCUUCCUCUAACGCGCACCUCGGAGGCAGCAGGUGACGGCUCCAGUGCUUGGCCCCAGACACCCACGUGAGAGACCUGGAUGGGGUCCAGGCUCCUGGUAUUAGCCUGGUGCAGCCCCGGCUGCUGUGGGCAUUUGGGGAAUGAACCAGCCUAUGAACCAUCUC
Messenger RNA from Lepus europaeus (European hare), 1775 nucleotides. It is a transcript of the gene GOLT1A, whose product is annotated as golgi transport 1A. The transcript has 5 exons. NCBI's taxonomy places the organism in Eukaryota, Metazoa, Chordata, Mammalia, Lagomorpha, Leporidae. The coding region runs from base 248 to 766 and encodes 172 amino acids. Gene Ontology annotation, cellular component: membrane; endoplasmic reticulum. Gene Ontology annotation, biological process: endoplasmic reticulum to Golgi vesicle-mediated transport; retrograde transport, endosome to Golgi. The record is from RefSeq and is a predicted model, not a curated record.